AUGGCUGGAUGUAUACCUCUUGAUGCUAUGCGUCAAUCAACUUUGGAAUGUUUAUAUAAUCAAUCAUGUAUAAAUGCAAUAUCACUUCAACCAAAAAUUUCACGACCAAAAGCUUUAAAUACAUCCUUAUCACGAUUUCCAUUGAAUUCAACAAUAAGUUCAAUAUUCGAUGAAUCUUUAUUUAUUGAAUCUUGGCAAAAUCAAUCAAGUUUUGAAAAAUAUUACGCCGCUUGUGCACCAAAAUCUCUCUCCUAUAGUUAUGCAAAUCGAUUUCAUCUUGGUACAAUUAUUACAAUGAGUCUUAGUGCAUUCGGUGGUCUUGUUAUUGCUUGGCAAUUAAUUACACCAACAUUUAUCAAAAUUUGGAAACGAAUUAAAUGGAAAAAACAACAAAAACAAUCACCUACAACUACAGAACAAACACAUAUAGAAAUGGAAAUUUUAAAAAUGGCACCAAGACCAAUAAAUCAAGCUGUAACUGCUUAUGUUCAUCGAACAAUUCAUAAUUUUAAUUUAUUUACGUUGGAUAACAAAGAUAAUCCCGAGGAUGAACGUAUUGGUAUCAUUGCUACUCGUCUUUAUAUUUUCUUAAUACUUAUCGGUCUUAUGAUUCUUGGUUUUUAUACAUUAUUAUUAAAACGUAAUCAAACACGUACUGUUAAAUUGCCUUCACUUUCAACAUUUGAAACAUUAUAUUCAAUGCAUUCAUCAACAUUAAAUUGUCCAUGUUCACGUUUUUCAAUGUCAUAUGCUCGAAUAAUGUCUCUUUCUCCUCGUUAUCAUUCAAUAUGUUCAAGUGAAUAUCUCGAAGAUUAUUGGUUAUCUUAUUUUGGUCGAGUAGAAAUUGAUUUGGAUACUAUUGAGUUUAUAUCAACUGACUUUCGAAUUAGUGGUCAAUCAUUUUUUGAUUUAAUACGUAUAUUAUGUGAAACAGCAAAUGAAGUAGUUGAAAGUGCCUUAAGAGUAUUUCGAUCAAAUCGAUUAGUUACAAUUAGUGCAUUAUCACGUUCACAAUUUCAUAUUGAAACUAUGAUACGUUUAAAACAAUUUGAACAACAAACAAUAGCUUCUUUUCUUGAUCUAAUUGAAUUAAUUCGUUCAUCAAUUCAAACAAAUCAAUUAGCAGAAGAAAUGUGGACAAAUAUUGGACCACUUUCAGUAUAUAAUAAUGAAACAUCAAAAUGGUCAUUUCGUUUUCGACCAAGAAAUUUUUAUACAAAUUCAUGUUCAUGUGCUAUAUCUAAUGAAUGUAUUCGUCCUGUUGGUUUUUAUUUUCAAAUAGAUACCAUACAUUCUACACCUAAUACAACCGUACCUGGUUUAGUUCUUAGUUGUUAUGCAAUUGAUUCUCUUCUUUUAUCUACAUUAGAAUGUUUUUACGACGAAAAAUGUAUCAAAAUUCUUAUUGAUAAUUAUGAUUUUGAUGUUGUUGGUUUAGUUCGACCAUUAGAUAAUCGUGCUGUUCAAAUAAAACCACUUCGACAUAAAACUAGUCGUUUUUAUCCAAAUACAACAAUAAAUGAAAUUUUUUCACAAUUAUUUAUAGAAAAUUGGAUUAAUUCAAGUAAUUUUACAUCAUAUUAUACACGAUGUGCACCUUCACAAUGCACUUAUACUGUACGAAAACGUUUUGAUAUAGCUUAUAUGUUAGCUAUUAUGCUUGGAUUUUAUGGAGGAUUAAGUGCAAUUUUAGAAAUCAUUUUACCACCACUUGUUAAGAUAGGUUCACAACAAUGGUCAAAACGAAAAAAUCCAAUACACUUAGAUAAUUCUAAUGAAGUCACAACAGACACAAUAACGUAUACUCCAUCUUCUCCUUCGUCGAAAGAAACUGAUCGUUCCUGUCUUGAUAUAUCUAAAGAACUUUUAUCAUCAAAUUUAUUUGUAAGUGAACCACCUUCAACAGAGAAACGAUUUCUAGAUCAAGAAAUCAAUGCUACUCGUAUUUAUAUAUUUUUAUUUAUAUUAUGUUUAAUUGCUGCUCUUAUUUAUUCUGGUCCAUUGAGUGAAGAAAUGGAAUCUAUUAAAAAAUCUGCAACAAUAAAUAUUGUUAAUGAACUUCAUCAGAAAAAUAUUUCAAGUCUUUCAUGUCCUUGUUCAAAUGCAGCUGUUCCUUAUUCAAAUUUUUUAUCCAUAAAACCAGAAUAUCAUUCAAUAUGUUCAAGUGAAUAUGUUUCUCCAUCAUAUAUCAUUAAUUUAUUAGAAAAUAAUGAUACUAUAUCAUUACCAUUAAGUGCUCAUUAUCGUAUAUUAUCAUCACUUUGUUAUAUAUCUCAUCGUUUAAUUGAAAAUGCUAAACAUGUCUUUGGUACUCGUGAAUUAGUUACUGUAGAAACAUUAACACGUUCUACAUUUGAUAUUCAAACAGAAGCGUUAAUUUCAGCAUUUAUUUCUAAAACUUCAGCUGAUUAUCGUCGUACACUUUCAUUUAUAGUUAAUUCAUUUAGUGUUAAUCAAUUAUUACAUCUUUUUAGAAGUAAUUGGGAAAUUAAUUUUACUGAUGAAAAUGAAAACUAUAUAAUGAAAACAUUUCCACGACAUUUUUCAUCAUCAAAUUGUAGUUGUGCAAUAUCAUCAAAUUGUAGUGAACCAUUAAUAGAUGAUAUUGUUAUUGGUUGUUUUCCAUAUGAUGGUUUUCGUUUAUCAAAAUUUAAAAAUUUUUCAUUAGGAAAAUUAAAUAAUCAAUUAUUUGUAGAAAUAUGGACAAAUAAAAGUAAUUAUACAAAUUAUUUUCAAACAUGUAAACCAUUAGAAUGUCAAUAUACAUUACCGGAUAAAAAUAAUCCUCUUUUUAUGUUAACAACUCUUUUAGGACUGUAUGGAGGUUUAAUAUACACUUUACGUUUGAUUGUUGGUCAAUCGUUGCUUGCUUAUCGAUGGUGGAUAACACAUUCAACAACAAAAACAACUGCAGACGAAAUUUAA
Rotaria sordida is the source of this 2925-nucleotide messenger RNA. The record is from the annotation of a GenBank genome assembly. Lineage: Eukaryota; Metazoa; Rotifera; Eurotatoria; Philodinida; Philodinidae.